AUGGCACCAAAACCAACACUCAGCACUUCAAUCCAGCCGCCUCCAGGGCCCAGCGCAAAGCUAAUACUCCCAUCCGAAGACACCAGCACCAACACCAACCCCACUAUUUUCAACGAUGCAAUGAUAAUCCGAAAAUCCGUCUUCGUCGACGAGCAGAACUGCACCGCAGACUCCGAGAUCGACAGCGACGAUGCCCGCAGCUGGCACUGGGUACUAUACGAUAACUCCACCGCGAGGUCCACGCCGGUGGGGGUGAUCCGCCUGGUACCCCCGCCACAGGUGCCUCACGCGCAUGUCUCGGAACUGCCAUCGGUAGUUACACAGGGAGCGCCCGAGUACGACUGGACACACGAACCCAGUAUCAAGCUGACUCGGGUGGCGAUCAUGCCAUCGUUCCGCGGCCUCGGACUUGGGCGACGAUUAGUGGAGACGGCGCUGGGGUGGGCGGCUGUGCAUGCAGCAGAGAUAGAUGAGGCGGCGGCGCAGAUCGCUGCGAGGGGCAAGUCACCUGUUACUCCGAUUCCGUGGCGGGGGUUGGUCCUUGUGCACGCUCAGGUGGAAGUGGAGGGGAUGUAUGCUGGACUUGGAUUUGCAACGGAUCAGUCGCUGGGUCGGUGGGACGAGGAAGGGAUUGAGCAUGUGGGUAUGUUCCGCCGGGUGGUUCUGGAUAAAGAAGGAUCUACAGGGAGAUAA
This is a messenger RNA of Penicillium expansum, 693 nucleotides long. RefSeq names its product GNAT family N-acetyltransferase. The coding region runs from base 1 to 693 and encodes 230 amino acids. The record is from RefSeq and is a predicted model, not a curated record. The transcript has a single exon. Lineage: Eukaryota; Fungi; Ascomycota; Eurotiomycetes; Eurotiales; Aspergillaceae. Gene Ontology annotation, molecular function: acyltransferase activity, transferring groups other than amino-acyl groups.